Molecule: messenger RNA, 504 nt
Organism: Otolemur garnettii (small-eared galago)
Lineage: Eukaryota; Metazoa; Chordata; Mammalia; Primates; Galagidae
Gene: TCF24
Product: transcription factor 24
Exons: 2
Coding region: 1-504 (167 amino acids)
Biological process (GO): developmental process; regulation of transcription by RNA polymerase II
Molecular function (GO): protein dimerization activity; DNA-binding transcription factor activity, RNA polymerase II-specific; RNA polymerase II transcription regulatory region sequence-specific DNA binding
Source: RefSeq, a predicted model, not a curated record
AUGGACUGCAGCCGCCCGACGGGCAGCCGCCCGAGCACCAGCGCCGAGCCCGCUCUCCCGGCCACCGCCACCCGCGACUCGAGCCCUGGGCAGACCGGGCCGGGAUUGGCAGGCCCGGGUGGCAGCGCACGUUCCGGUGGCGGGCGGCCGGCGGCGGCGAACGCGGCGCGGGAGCGCAGCCGCGUGCAGACCCUGCGGCACGCCUUCCUGGAGCUGCAGCGCACGCUGCCUUCAGUGCCACCAGACACCAAGCUGUCCAAGCUGGACGUGCUGCUGCUGGCUACCACCUACAUCGCGCACCUCACUCGCAGCCUGCAGGACGAUGCCGAGGCGCCGGCUGACCCUGGUCUGAGUGCCCUCCGCGGCGAUGGCUACCUGCACCCGGUCAAGAAAUGGCCUAUGAGAUCAAGAUUAUACAUCGGUGCUACUGGUCAGUUUCUGAAGCAUUCUGUCUCUGGAGAAAAAGAAAAUCAUGAUAAGAGUCCAGCAGACUCACAGCCUUAG